AUGGAUUUGCUUUUUGUGCUCCAGGUGUUUUCAGGUCAGGUGGCUUUUUUGCAUCAUUCAUGCCUCAAAACAUAUGCCUUUCAAUGCUUUGGAUUCUCCUCAUCUGCAUCUCCACAACCCAAUGAGAAAGACACCACCCAGUCUGAAGAUGAGCAAGAGAGCACGGUAGAGAACAAUGAUGCUGUCGCAAAAACAAGUGGAGAUGCUGAAGUUCCUGAUCAAACAGAGGCAUCUGCUUCUGAACAUACUAAAGUUCCUGACCAGAAAGAGGAAUCAGAUUUGGAGAGUGAAUUAUCCAGGGAUGAUCUGGUGAAACUUGUGGUGGAGAAGAAGAAGCUUCUAAGUAUGAAGCUCAAAGAAAGUGAGCAACUGAAAGACAAGGUUCUCCGGACUUAUGCAGAGAUGGAGAAUGUAAUGGAGAGGACAAGACGUGAAGCGGAAAAUGCAAAAAAAUAUGCCAUACAGAGUUUUGCAAAGAGCUUGUUGGACGUAGCAGAUAAUCUGGGUAGGGCUUUUUCAGUUGUAAAGGAGAGUUCUUCAAAGAUUGAUGCUUCUGAAGACAUUGUUGGGGCUGUGCCACUUCUGACAACUCUUUUAGAAGGAGUAGAAAUGACUGAAAAACAGCUUGCACAGGUAUUCCAAAAGUUCGGAGUCGAGAAAUAUGAUCCUACAGACCAACUAUUUGAUCCUCACAGGCAUAAUGCAGUAUUUCAAGUGCCAGAUCCUUCUAAACCUGCUGGUACCGUCGCUGUCGUUUUAAAGUCGGGAUACAUGCUGCAUGACCGAAUUCUUCGGCCAGCUGAAGUAGGCACGACAGUAGCAGAGGAGAAAUAAGGAUGCAGACCAAAACUUUGAAGCUUAGAGGAAUGGUCUAGUAGAAUCCCCUCUGCAUUAUACCAACAAAUCUUGUGGAUCUGCUUGCUGGGGAUGAAUCAAAUCGUGGUGGUUCACCUUGUUAGGUACACCUUCGUUGCUAUUCCUGGUCCCCAUGAAGGAACAGUUUCCUUUUCUUCUCUGAUCUAUUUAUUGUCAUCUUACGAAGAUGGUGCCCGAAACACGCUUUAGAAGUUCGAAAUCUAGUUUUGUAGAAACAGUUUUGACCAUGAAAGGUUUAAUAUUUGGAGAUUUUGUUUUUAAUAAGAGUAUUUGCUGCUUCUUUUGUAAACACAAGAUUGCAUAAGACACUUUUGAAUCUUACACAACUGACCAAAGAAAUUGUGUCCUGUGUAUUAUGCCUGCUAUAACUGAAG
This is a messenger RNA of Ilex paraguariensis (yerba mate), 1250 nucleotides long. The record is from the annotation of a GenBank genome assembly. NCBI's taxonomy places the organism in Eukaryota, Viridiplantae, Streptophyta, Magnoliopsida, Aquifoliales, Aquifoliaceae.